Molecule: messenger RNA, 4408 nt
Organism: Rattus norvegicus (Norway rat)
Lineage: Eukaryota; Metazoa; Chordata; Mammalia; Rodentia; Muridae
Gene: Sbk1
Product: SH3 domain binding kinase 1
Cellular component (GO): cytoplasm
Molecular function (GO): protein kinase activity; protein serine kinase activity; protein serine/threonine kinase activity
Source: RefSeq, a predicted model, not a curated record
CACCACAAGGCUGAGCCCCAGAGCUGAGGAGAGAGAGCAGGGAGCAGAGCAGCUUCCUCUGGCUGACCCGCACCUGACUUCAAGGGUCAGAACUUUUCCUGGGGACACUGGAGACACUGUGCCAGCUCACCUGCCCUUGCCUACCCUCCAGCUUCAGGUGUCAGCUGGCUCUCCUGCAGGCCACUGCACUACUUACUACAGCAGAGAACAAACUUUGUCACCCACCAACGUGCCUGCGGGUCAACUAGGAGGAAUAGACUGCUGGACAGACAGACAGAAGGCCAAGUCAGCCGUGGGUCUGUGCUCACAGUCCUGCCCCUGGCAGACAUCAGCAGAGUAGACAGCUAAGGAGCUAAGGACUUCUCCAGAGGCGGUGAUAGGACCUCAGUCCACUACCGGCCACCUCUUGAAUCCAGCCCGGUAGCUGCCGUUCAAGUGUGGACCCCGUGGCUGGAACCCCUGUGCCUCAGGACAGGAGCCCCAAGAGAGCUACAGGCUCCUCCACCUACCGAGGCGACGGGUAACGUGGGCGAGAAGGCGCAGGUGGCAGGUAGGCAGGUCCGGGGUCCUGAGGCCGACAGGCUGCUGACCCUGGAGCACACUGGCUCCGAGAACCGUGUCCUGGCUGGGGAUGAUGCUGUGGAGGUCACCAACAGUCACCCCUGCCCUGUCCUGCGGCUGCCUCCUGCCUGGCCCCUGGGCUGUGGCGCUGACGAUGUACCAGCUUUCUGCUUGGUCUGCUUCCACAGAGAGGAGGAGGAACUGGAAGAAGUUCCACUACAGAGGGAGAAGAUGAGCGUGGGCUGCCCUGAGCCUGAACCGCUCCACUCCCUGCCUUGCUGUGGGCCGGGGGCCGCCCCUGUACCUGGUGCAGGUGUGCCCCUCCUCACAGAAGACAUGCAAGCCCUGACCCUGCGCACACUGGCUGCCAGCGACGUCACCAAGCACUACGAGCUCGUGCGGGAGCUGGGUAAAGGGACCUACGGGAAGGUCGACCUGGUGGCUUACAAGGGCACAGGCACUAAAAUGGCCCUGAAAUUUGUGAAUAAGAGUAAGACCAAGCUGAAGAACUUCCUGCGUGAGGUGAGCAUCACCAACAGCCUGUCGUCUAGCCCCUUCAUCAUCAAGGUCUUCGACGUGGUCUUCGAGACGGAGGAGUGCUAUGUCUUUGCUCAGGAGUAUGCACCUGCUGGGGACCUGUUUGACAUCAUCCCUCCUCAGGUGGGGCUCCCGGAGGACACGGUGAAGCGCUGUGUGCAGCAGCUGGGGCUGGCACUGGACUUCAUGCAUAGCAGGCAGCUGGUGCACCGCGACAUCAAGCCCGAGAAUGUGCUGCUGUUUGACCGUGAGUGCCGCCGCGUGAAGCUGGCUGACUUCGGCAUGACGCGGCGCGUAGGCUGCCGUGUGAAGCGAGUAAGCGGCACUAUACCCUACACGGCGCCCGAGGUGUGCCAGGCUGGCCGCGCCGAUGGCUUCGCGGUGGACACGGGCGUGGAUGUGUGGGCAUUCGGCGUGCUCAUCUUCUGCGUGCUCACUGGCAACUUCCCGUGGGAGGCUGCGUCAGGUGCCGAUGCCUUCUUCGAGGAAUUUGUGCGCUGGCAGCGGGGUCGCCUGCCCGGGCUGCCAUCCCAGUGGCGACGCUUUACGGAGCCUGCUCUACGCAUGUUCCAGCGGCUUCUGGCGCUGGAGCCUGAGCGGCGUGGGCCCGCCAAGGAGGUCUUUCGCUUCCUCAAGCAUGAGCUCACAUCUGAGCUGCGGCGGCGGCCAUCGCACCGCGCACGAAAGCCACCUGGGGACCGCCUGCCUGGGCCCCUGCGCCUUGAGGCUCCAGGGCCACUCAAGCGCACUGUGCUCACCGAGAGUGGCAGCGGCUCGCGGCCUUCCCCACCCAGCGUAGGGCCCGUGGUACCCGUGCCAGUGCCAGUGCCAGUACCCGUACCUGAGGCUGGUCUGGCUCCGCCCGCACCCCCGGGCAGGACCGACGGCCGUGCGGACAAGAGCAAAGGGCAGGUGGUAUUGGCCACAGCCAUCGAGAUCUGCGUCUGAGCCGCUGCAGCACAGCUGUUGCGGGGAAGCCGCGCGCUCUAACCCGUACUAGGGACAAGGAGCAGCCGCUGCGCGGCAGUGGGAAGGAGUAGCAUAGACUAGGAGGCCCAGACACCGGGUGGGUGGUGGGCUGGUGACAUAGCUAGCAAAAUGACCGUGCAUAUGGCCGGCCUCAGCACAGAGCAGCCGAGGCCCCUGACAAAGGCCGGGAGCUUGUGGGCCAGACUCUGAGCUCUGGAACCUGAACACUCCUGGCGCUUCAUACCCCUUGGCAGAUAACCCUACAAUAUUCCAUCCAAACCUGGGCACAGAAAGGGGGCUUUGGUGUCAGGCAGAUAUGGGCACGAGAUCCUUAGAAACUGGUAGGGACAGGCACUAGGUUGAUAACAAUGGUGUCCAGGAGGUCAGAGGAAGAGGCCAAGCCCCUUACAUGUAGCAAAAGUUGUGUGCAGGAACAGACCUGAGUAUCUAGUGGUACCCCUCACUUCCUCCCGCUGAUGGGGACUUUGAACCCAGGAGGGAGAGCUAUUACCGCAGCCACGAGGCUUUUGGGAACAGAGCUCCAAUGUGUGCCCCUCCUGGGAGUAGGGGAGCAGAUGGCUGGGGAACAGGAGGCUCGGCACUCCUGUGUCCCUAGGGCUAGGGAGUACAUCCACAGCCCAGCUGCUCCCUCCCUGAGCACUCCACAAGCAGGGGAACAAUUGUGUCAGCUAUUCCUGGGUUUCUGUUGGAGUCACAUGCCUGAGCCUCGGUUCUAGGCCAGUACCCUUUCAGGAGUGGAGCACAUCACGGAUGGGACAGGACGCCACUGAAAUGACAGGAGUGAAUGUGACGUGUGUCUGCUGACUUCAGUGUCCACACACCUCACCAGGCAGCUGCCAAGAGCCAGGCCUAUGUUUUACCACACUCCUCAGGGAAUCCCAGGAGAUACCUGCUGUUGGCUCAGGUUCUUAGGCAGCAAAACAGGACUUCACCCUGCCCCGGCUCUCCUUUGGGAGCCGACACAAGAGGCUUGAGGAACCCUGCAAUAACCUUAACCAGGAGGCUGAGCCUUCUACCUGGCACCACGCAACUGGCCAACCUGGGUUGCCUCUCCUAGGUCCCUCCAAAAAGUCCCUGGUCAUUCAAGGAGGUUCCAUCUUGGGGCUGGCUGGCUAGCUACAAGGGGCACCAACCACCCCUCCGCCCAGAGCCCCCACCUCUACACACCCCCUUACUCCCACCACAAAGGGCUAUAGGUCUCCCUGCCCUGCCUGAGUCCAGUUUACAAACUGUGGUUGCUCCAGGGCCUGGUCCUACUCUCCUGGGGUGCCACCACUUCCCUAGUGGACACAGGGCCCACAUAUGCCAGGUAAGUAGCAAACCCCUCCUCCUGCCAAGAGCCGAGUCUCAGAAGGCCCCCAUCACUGCCCUGGCCCACCUGGGGCCAUUAGGCCCUCCUUCCCAGCCGCUACUUCUCCUCUUGCCUUAGGCCUCUCCACCCUGAUCUGCAAUAACAAGGAAGCGAGAUUCCACAGUAGACAUCCCGCAUCCCAUAAGCGCCCUCUCUGUUGAGAUCCUGUGUGGGAGGCUUCUCCCUUGUAGUAUCUAGGAUGGUAGUCCUCAGAAGAGACUUUAGGUACGUAGCCCAGCCCCAUUGUUUAGAGGUAGCAACCAGCUUGACUCAGGCUGGGUCAGCCUCUGUCUGCUCUUGCCACUGCUGGUACUGUCUAUGUCGGUUGGGUUGGGACCCUUUGCCCCUUAGGAGAGGUGUUGGUUACAGAUGUUUACCUCAGUUUGUCUCUGUUGAAGAAACCAAUAAUAAUAGCAAAAAAUUAGUAACAUAGUAGACAUGGAGGCAUAGAAGACAAACCACAGAGGAACCUCCUCCUUUGCAAUUUUUCUGUGAAGUACAGUUUGUUCACGUAUGCACACAUAUGUGCACAUCUCUGUCUCACCCCAAGGCAGGCCAAAUCAUCUAUUGACACCUGUCCCAGCCUGUGUUUCCCUCACACUGCCCCCUGUCCUUUGGUGCUUCCCAGGGGCCCCUUUGAGCUGGCUUGUGGGGUGUAGGGGAGUUCCCUGGAUGGGAGGUGAGGCCUCGGGGUAGCUAGAGGUCUCCCACCAGGUUCUGUGAGCGGGAGAGCCCUGUGGCUGUGUAAUGUUCCCUGAGCCCACAGGACAGGCCUGGUGGUUGGCAUCAGUGUCCCAGUCUGGGGCAGAGCCUGGGUUCUCAAGCUGUAGAGCCUCACACCCCUGUCUUCCCACUCCUACCCCAUGUGUUUGUAAAUACUCUGGCUUCCUUUGGCCCUAAGGAGGUUUUUAAAUGUGUUAUUUACUUCUCUAACUAUGACAAUUGCUAUAAAAUAAAAAUUUAGAAAAA